Molecule: messenger RNA, 357 nt
Organism: Spodoptera littoralis (African cotton leafworm)
Lineage: Eukaryota; Metazoa; Arthropoda; Insecta; Lepidoptera; Noctuidae
Source: the annotation of a GenBank genome assembly
AUGGAGGGUUUUAACGCAAGGUUACCGUUCGCUUCCACCAACAAUAAUGUGUUCAGUGCUAUUGGAGGAGCUAACUUUGAUGCCAACAGACAUCUGUCAUCCGCAACAUAUGGUCUGGCCAUGGAUAAUGCGAUCACAGCUGCUGGUCACGCGAACCUCUUCCACAAUCAGAACCAUGACCUAACAGCCAAUGCCUUUCUCUCAAGGAAUAUGCCAACCAUUCCACAAGUGCCUAACUUCAAUACUGUUGGCGGUGGACUGGAUUAUAUGUUUAACACCAUUGCUUAUGAAGAGUUGAUGAUCGAUCUAAGUACAGUGUUAAGAAAGGCCUCAGAGUUCACUGUUAUUAAGGUCUAA